AAAUUUAUAUUUUAGAUAUCUCAACUUGUAGUAAUUUUAUAGCUAAAAUGGAUGAUACAGAAUCACUAGCUGAAUUUAGUGCCAUUAAGAUCAAUGCCGAACAUAAGGAUCUUAUUCAUGACCUUGCUUUCGAUCAUUAUGGAAAACGUAUGGCGACUUGUUCCAGUGAUCAAACUGUCAAAGUAUGGGAUUUAGAUGAUGAUGGUGAUUGGUACUGCAGUUCCAGCUGGAAAACCCACAAUGGUUCAGUCUGGAAAGUAUGUUGGGCUCACCCUGAAUUUGGGCAAGUGCUCGCAACAUGUUCUUUUGACAGAACUGCUGCUGUAUGGGAAGAGAUUGUUACUGAUACGACAACAUUGAAAAAUAAUAGAUCAUGGAUUCGUAAGUCGUCUCUUGUGGAUAGUCGAACAUCUGUAACUGAUGUAAAAUUUGCGCCAAAACAUCUCGGUCUACAACUGGCUACUUGCUCUGCUGAUGGAAUUGUACGUGUUUACGAAGCACCUGAUGUUAUGAAUCUGGCUCAAUGGUCUGUUCAGCAUCAAAUCAAAUUGAAAUUAGGUUGCAGUUGUUUGUCCUGGAACCCCUCAAGUUUUUACAAACAUCCUUCAAUGAUUGCAGUGGGUAGUGAUGAUAAUAACCCAUCCGUGGGCGGCAAGGUUUUAAUAUACGAAUACAGUGAAAUCAAUCGUGAUUGGGUCAAAGUUCACACAAUAAUGACAAUAACGGAUCCUGUUAAUGAUAUUGAAUUUGCUCCGAAUUACGGUGCGAUGAGACACACGCUUGCCGUAGCGUCAAAGUGUGUUCAUAUUUUUGUUAUGAAGCUUUUGAGUGAUUCUAAAACAUCUGGAACUGAAUCGUCUAGCUAUUCUGUGAGUGAAGUCGCUAAAUUUGAUGCUCACAAUAGCAAAGUAUGGAGAGUUAGUUGGAAUGUUCUUGGUACGGUGUUGUCAUCGUCUGGAGAUGAUGGAAAAGUACAUCUCUGGAAAGCUAAUUAUUUAGAUAAUUGGAGAAAAGUUGGAACAUUGAAAAAUUUGCAAGAUAAUAAAACAACACAAAGCAAUGUUUCAAGGCAAAAUAGCUCCAAUGAUAAAGGACUGUCUAAUUCUCAACAAACUAUCAGGAGUGGAUUCAUGAGAUUUGUACCUGGAAGAGAACCACCAUCACCUCGACCUAUCGAUCCUCGAUUCGAAAAUGCUUAUUAUUGAUGUUCCUAUAGUGAUAAUGUUUAUCAACUUCGUUGGCGAACUUUAUUAAAAUCUAUUUCAUCACUUUUACUGCAGUGGAGAUGAAUAUAAUGAAUGAAUAAAAUUUGUUUUUGGACACUAAGUGGACUUGUGAAUCGAUUUGCUAUUGUUGUUGUUGUUAAAAAAUUUACUUUUGUAACUAAUGGACCAAUAAAUUUCAUAUUUUUAGUAUUUGCAGAUGGAAGAAAAACUAGAAGUCUAUUCCUUUUUUAUUUUUUAAAUUCCUGAGUCAUAUGGGACCUGCUUUUUUGCCUUUUCAGUUAAAUUAAAGGGAACGCUAUUAUCCUGUAAUGGUCAUGGCCUCUUUGUCAAUCUUGUCUGGAAACAGGAAAAUCUGUGUUUUCCCACUUAUUAAUCCGCUUUGCUUAUGUUUUUUGUCAGUACAUUUUGGUUUUACCAGUAUUCAGUGGAUGCGACCAAUACCCUUUACUGAUUAUUAUUUCAAUUAAUAAAAUGACUCAGCAGUCAACUUCAUGUGACAUUGGUAUAAUCUGUGGCCCAUGUUUUAUACUUGGUCUCUUCCUCCAUUUCUUUUUUAUAAAUAUAUUCAUUUUGAGUAUUCUGAUAUACUGUAUAUUUACGUAUGUGUUUUUGCUGACUUUACAUUUUCACUAAAUUAGGGUUUACACUUCAAAACAUUAACAAUAUUUUCAAGACCAUGCUUUGUAACUCACUUCAUAGGAUUUACAUUUCAAAACUCUAUCAAAUUUUCAUAUCGUGCUUCAUAACUCACUCUGCACAUAUCAUUCAAAUCGAAUGUGGCCUGGCCCCAAAUUUCUCAUGGCCUGGCUUCUUUUGAGUGGCCUGGAUCUAGAGUCACAAAAAAGUUAUCACUCCUGUUGCACCUAGAUGUAGAAAGCUAUUGGGAUUGGAAUAACUUGGUCCUAAUUCACUUCAUCAUCUGACUUAGUGAAGUGCUGUGUAUGAUUGGACUAUGCUUCAUGGCUCAGUUCCAAAAUCUUUUUGACACGCCACUGGACCCCUUUUUUAUAAAAAUGUAACUAGGUUUGCUCUUAACGAGAGCCAAUCUGUUAUUUUAACAAAAACAAAAAAGCAAACGAACGAAAGUUAAGCAUUGCAGUCAGUGAAUUCACUAAUCAAAAUUAAUUUACUAUUAUUUAUGUAAUCAUCGCAAAUGAUACCCAGGAUACACCUCUGCUCAUUUCCUUUGGAAACCACUGUGGCUCCAUAGGGGGCGGAGGGCCCAGCUGGAGAAACACCCGGCUAGAACAAGAAAUACCUGCAUACUUUAAGCUAGUCUAUCAUUGAACACUAGGUCAUCAUAUCUCCAUAUAUUUUAAGCCACCUAAUAAUAGGAAUUGGUAUUUUGUAGAUUGUGUUUAUGGCUUUAGAUAUACCGGUUGAAUUAUAUUCCAUAAUGCUUCUUAACUUGAAGUUCUUGAUAAUACUGUUAUUGGAAAAAGCUUUUGUAAAAAUCUAAUUGUAGUCAUUUGUAUGAAUGAAAACAACUGUUUAAUGUGAAAUCUAUAGUUGCCUAUCUCAACUCUUUGAGGAAACACUGAAUAUUUGCUUGCAUUAUGUUCUUCCUUUAUUAUUAACUUACAAAUGCAUAGUUUCAUUUAAUCACUGAUUGUUGUAACUUUUUGGUUUUCUCAUCUAUUUAUAAG
Messenger RNA from Styela clava, 2872 nucleotides. Its product is annotated as nucleoporin SEH1-like. Gene Ontology annotation, biological process: positive regulation of TORC1 signaling; cellular response to amino acid starvation. The record is from RefSeq and is a predicted model, not a curated record. Gene Ontology annotation, molecular function: structural molecule activity; protein binding. Gene Ontology annotation, cellular component: Seh1-associated complex; nuclear pore outer ring. Lineage: Eukaryota; Metazoa; Chordata; Ascidiacea; Stolidobranchia; Styelidae.